AUGAACACUGAAGAACAGUAUUAUGCAUCGACCCAGCUCUACAAGGAUUCGUGUGCGUUUCAGAGAUCGCAGGCACCGGACUACAACCAGAACCCCCCCGCCUGCCUGUACAUGGGCAGGCAGCAGCAGACACCCUAUUCCAGCGCUUUAGGUGCGCUGGAGCAAGGCAGCCCGCCAGACAUUUCACCCUACGAGGUACCCCCCAUUACAGAGGAUCCAGGGGUCUCCCAUCUUCAUCACCAUCACCACCCUCAUCACCCUCAGCUUCCUCAUCCCCCCCAGGAAGCUAUUCCUUUUGCAGAUGGGACUGACACGGGGGUUUUAGAGGAACCUAGAGUCCAAUUGCCUUUCCCAUGGAUGAAAUCCACCAAAUCUCACGCCUGGAGGGGACAAUGGACCGGUGGGUCGUACGUGGUAGAGCAAGAGGAGAACAAGAGGACGAGAACCGCCUACACGAGAGCGCAGCUCCUGGAGUUAGAGAAGGAGUUCCUCUUUAACAAGUACAUCUCCAGGCCCCGCCGCGUGGAGCUGGCGGUCAUGCUGAACUUGACAGAGAGACACAUAAAGAUCUGGUUCCAGAACCGGAGGAUGAAGUGGAAGAAGGAAGAGGAUAAAAAGCGGGGAGCGGGGGGCGGCGGAGGAAACAGCAAUGACCCUGACCAAGACUGUGUGGUGUCCUCUGGGGACCUGCCGGGGAAAGAGGAGCUCCAGCAAUGCCACGCGGGGAACCUGGCCUCGGCCGCCUCCAGAGAGCUGCUCCCCUCCCGCUUGGCUGCCUCCCCGCAGCCCUCUAGCACCGCCCCGAGAAGGCAGCAGGACGCUCGGUGA
This is a messenger RNA of Caretta caretta (loggerhead turtle), 828 nucleotides long. RefSeq names its product pancreatic and duodenal homeobox 1 (gene PDX1). Gene Ontology annotation, cellular component: nucleus. Gene Ontology annotation, biological process: regulation of transcription by RNA polymerase II; type B pancreatic cell differentiation. The record is from RefSeq and is a predicted model, not a curated record. NCBI's taxonomy places the organism in Eukaryota, Metazoa, Chordata, Testudines, Cheloniidae. Gene Ontology annotation, molecular function: RNA polymerase II cis-regulatory region sequence-specific DNA binding; DNA-binding transcription factor activity, RNA polymerase II-specific.